Messenger RNA from Indicator indicator, 1461 nucleotides. RefSeq names its product Sep (O-phosphoserine) tRNA:Sec (selenocysteine) tRNA synthase (gene SEPSECS). NCBI's taxonomy places the organism in Eukaryota, Metazoa, Chordata, Aves, Piciformes, Indicatoridae. Bases 1 to 1461 code for a protein of 486 amino acids. The record is from RefSeq and is a predicted model, not a curated record. Gene Ontology annotation, biological process: selenocysteine incorporation; conversion of seryl-tRNAsec to selenocys-tRNAsec. Gene Ontology annotation, molecular function: tRNA binding; O-phosphoseryl-tRNA(Sec) selenium transferase activity. The transcript has 11 exons.
AUGAACGCGGAGAACUUCGGCUGCGGAGAGCGGCUGGUGACGGCGGCCUACGUGCGCCAGGGGGCGCAGGGUCGCCGCGCGCACGAGCUGCGGCUGCGAGCCCUGCUGGAGCAGGGAAAAUGUCCAGAAGAUGGUUGGGAUGAAAGCACCAUUGAACUGUUUCUUCAUGAACUUGCUAUUAUGGAUAGCAAUAACUUUCUGGGCAACUGUGGUGUGGGUGAGAGGGAAGGAAGAGUGGCAUCAGGACUCGUUGCCCGAAGGCAUUACAGGUUGAUCCAUGGAAUUGGAAGGUCAGGUGAUAUUUCUGCAGUCCAGCCGAAAGCUGCAGGGUCGAGCCUGUUGAACAAACUUACUAAUUCAGUUGUUCUGGAUAUUAUAAAGCUGGCUGGUGUCCGAACAGUGACCAAUUGCUUUGUGGUUCCUAUGGCAACUGGCAUGAGUCUAACUCUGUGUUUUUUAACGUUGCGGCACAAGAGACCAAAGGCAAAAUACAUUAUUUGGCCACGUAUAGACCAGAAAUCCUGCUUUAAAUCAAUGAUAACUGCAGGUUUUGAGCCUGUGGUAAUAGAAAAUGUAUUAGAAGGUGAUGAGCUACGGACAGACAUCGGAGCAGUGGAGGCUAAAAUCAAGGCUCUUGGUGCUGAAAAUAUUCUUUGUGUGCAUUCUACAACAUCUUGCUUUGCUCCAAGGGUACCCGAUAGGCUGGAAGAACUGGCUGUGAUUUGUGCUAAUUAUGACAUUCCCCAUAUUGUCAACAAUGCCUAUGGAGUUCAGUCUUCAAAAUGCAUGCAUCUUAUCCAGCAGGGUGCUCGAGUAGGCAGAAUAGAUGCCUUUGUUCAGAGCUUGGAUAAAAACUUCAUGGUUCCAGUAGGUGGUGCUAUCAUUGCUGGCUUCAAUGAGUCCUUCAUUCAGGAGAUCAGCAAAAUGUAUCCAGGAAGAGCAUCUGCGUCGCCUUCCUUAGAUGUCCUCAUCACACUUCUGUCUCUUGGUGCCAGUGGAUACAAACAGUUACUGAAAGAAAGAAAGGAGAUGUUUUCCUAUCUUUCAAGUGAGCUGAAGAAGCUGGCAGAUAGUCACAAUGAGAGACUGUUAGAUACCCCACAUAAUCCCAUUUCUCUAGCCAUGUCACUGAAGAACCUGGAUGAAAAUAAUGACACUGCUGUUACCCAGCUUGGAUCUAUGCUUUUCACAAGACAAGUUUCUGGAGCAAGAGUUGUUCCCUGUGGGUCUGUCCAAACAGUGAAUAACUACACUUUUAAAGGCUUUAUGUCACAUGCAAACGACUAUCCCUGUGCCUACCUCAAUGCUGCCUCAGCAAUUGGAAUUAAAAAGCAAGAUGUAGAUGUGUUCCUCAAAAGACUUGACAAGUGUUUGAAGACUUCUAGAAAAGAAGCAAAGAAAGAAGAAACUGUAAAUGAAAUAAGUAGCUCUAAUACAGUCACAGAAGAACUCCAAGACUAG